ACAACAGCAGACCUCUCCUGCUACAUCCCAAGCUGGCACUCGUCACCUGGCAUCCCCCUCCAGCCGGUCAGAACACCUUGAGUCAACACAAGACACAUCAACACGUGUACUACAGAAAUAAACCCGGAUUCUACAAACUAAUACAACGGCAGUUCACCAAGGAGGGAUACAGUUUCUCCUCCGACAAAAUCUGGAAAAAACUCAACAAUCUCAUUACCACAUCCAAAAGGGCCAAGGACCGCAGUGCCUCAACAGGAGAGGGGAAAAUAACAUGGGAAUAUUAUGGGGUAAGAAGUUUGUUCUUGCACAUCUAGUUGGUAAAAGCAACAUUUCCUUUUUAACAAUUCUGCAAUUCUACAGAUAAUGGACAACCUGUUUGGGAGGUGCAGUGUUGGGAGCGCACCACCAGGCACUGUUGUUUCCACCCCUCUAUAUCUAGCAUCCACCACACUGCCCUGUGCCUCUGAGAGCCAGCCUGGUCCCUCCAUGACCCUGCCCACCACACUGCCCUGUGCCUCUGAGGGCCAGCCUGGUCCCUCCAUGACCCUGCCCACCACACUGCCCUGUGCCUCUGAGGGCCAGCCUGGUCCCUCCAUGACCCUGCCCACCACCACUGACCCAACAACCACUCAGCCGAGAUCAAUCCGGUCUCGUGUCUCCCAUCCAUCCUUCUACGACCUGUAUGAGUCCCACUCAGAGAGGAGGACCAGUGCACUGGAGACACUGGUGCGGCCAGAACAGGAGCGCCAGAGAAGGCUGAAGGAGAGAAAUCGGAGGAGGUUCGAAGCAAAAAUGCUGACUGCGAUGGGAGAAGUAGUUACCCAAUUAAAGUGCAUUGGGAGCCAACAAGAGCGCAUCAUUGAGCUUUUACAGAACAAGCCCAAUAUGUCAUAAUUUCAUACACUGAAAAUAAGUGUUCACGUUUAUAUGCAUUUAUUAUUAUUUAUUUGCCAAGUACAUGUGUACAUAUGUAUAUAUCAUUUCAUUU
Messenger RNA from Trematomus bernacchii (emerald rockcod), 988 nucleotides. Its product is annotated as salivary glue protein Sgs-3-like. The record is from RefSeq and is a predicted model, not a curated record. The transcript has 2 exons. Bases 364 to 894 code for a protein of 176 amino acids. NCBI's taxonomy places the organism in Eukaryota, Metazoa, Chordata, Actinopteri, Perciformes, Nototheniidae.